AUGAAGCGGUUCUCUGCAGCAUUGGUGGUGGCCUGUGUCGUGCUGGCCACCCUGGCCACAUCGUCGCAUGCGCUGCCGUCCAACGUUACCGAGAUCAUCCGCGACUAUGGCUACAAAUGUGACGACUACUGGGCAUUGACCGAUGACGGCUACUACCUGUCCCUCCAACGCAUCUACCACACCACCCCGGGCGGCAGGAAGGGCGUGGUGCUCAUCCAGCAUGGUCUCACCGACAACGCCAACGGAUUCGUGCUCAACCCGCCCAAGGAGGCCCUCCCCUUCAUCCUCGCCGACAAUGGGUUCGAGGUGUGGCUGGGCAACAACCGAGGCAAUGGCUACAGCAUGCGCCACAAGGUCUACACCACGGCCGACCCCGCCUUCUGGCACUUCACGUAUGACGAUAUGGCGCAAUACGACUUGCCGGCCAACAUCAACUUCAUCCUGAAGACGAGCGGUGCUGCCAGCCUGUCCUACGUUGGCCACUCCGAGGGUACCAUCCAAGCGUUCGCCGGGUUCUCGGCCAACAACUCGAUCGCCGACCGCGUCAAUCUCUUCGUCGCCCUCGCCCCCUCGGCGUACGUGGGUCACGUUAAGGUGCUGCUGCUCACCACGAUGGCCCAACUGGACCCGAUCGAGAUCCUGCUGCUGCUGGGCAUCACUGAGUUUAAUCUCCCCACCGCCCUCCUCAAGCUCAUCCCCGAUGUUUGCAUCCUCUACCCGCCCAUCUGCAACAACAUACUGACCUCAAUGAUGGGUCCCUCCAUCGAGCUCAACCAAUCCAGGCUGGCGUAUUAUUUUAACUACGAGCCCAACCCGACCUCCGUCCUCAACAUGAUCCACUGGUCGCAGGGAGCGGCCACCGACAAGUUCCAGAGGUACGACUGGGGCGCGGCUGGCAACAUGAAGCGCUACGGCCAGAGCACGCCGCCGCCCUACCUCCUCUCCAACAUGCCGGCCAACCUCCCUGUCGCCCUCUUCACCGGCGGUAACGAUUACCUGGCCGAUCCCCUUGACGUGGCCCGUCUGAUCGAGGAGCUCAACCCGCCGGCGGUGUACUCGCACUAUGAGCCCACCUCUUCGCACGUUGACUUCCUGUGGGCCCAGAAUGCCAAUGUGAAGAUCUACCCACACGUCCUCCAGCUCAUCCAGAAGUACUCCAGGUGA
Molecule: messenger RNA, 1164 nt
Organism: Acanthamoeba castellanii str. Neff
Lineage: Eukaryota; Discosea; Longamoebia; Acanthamoebidae
Product: lipase A precursor family protein
Exons: 12
Coding region: 1-1164 (387 amino acids)
Biological process (GO): lipid metabolic process
Molecular function (GO): hydrolase activity, acting on ester bonds
Source: RefSeq, a predicted model, not a curated record